AUGGCUUCUACAGAACCCGCACAGCUGCCUCCGGCUGCCGAACGUCAAUCCGAGUUCGAGCAAGCUGUCGCAUACGCCCUACACCUUUGGCCUGCCCUUACACUAUCUGUUCAGAACAACUGGGGCGGUCCCGACUCUGCCGACAAGCGCGAUUGGUUUGCCGGCGCCAUCGUUGAGCUUUUCCCUGAAUAUACCGACACACCUCCCAAAAAUGGCAAGGCUCCCGAGGAUCCUGAUCUGGAGGAGGUAGAGACUGUCUUGCUACAGGUCAUGGUUGACGAGUUCGAGGUCAACGUCGACGACGAUUCAGGCACAGAGGUGGCCUCCAACAUUCUCCGUGCUCGCGCAAGCUGCACACUGGGAACCUAUGAUGAGGUCAAGACUCUGCGCACCCGCUGGUUGAACCGCAAGGGUACAAAGGUUGAGGGCGUCUUCAAGAGAGUUGAGGACGACGAUCAGGACACAGACUGGAGUGAUGAAGAUGAUGAAGACGAUGAUGGUGGUGCUGAUGUUGAGAUGGACGACGCUCCUGCUCUGGUUGCAGCGCCUAAGGAGAAGCCGCAACCUCAGGUAGACGAGGACGGCUUCACCAUGGUCACCAAGAAGAAAUAA
This is a messenger RNA of Fusarium poae, 612 nucleotides long. RefSeq lists its product as uncharacterized. Gene Ontology annotation, biological process: maturation of SSU-rRNA from tricistronic rRNA transcript (SSU-rRNA, 5.8S rRNA, LSU-rRNA). The record is from RefSeq and is a predicted model, not a curated record. Lineage: Eukaryota; Fungi; Ascomycota; Sordariomycetes; Hypocreales; Nectriaceae. Bases 1 to 612 code for a protein of 203 amino acids. The transcript is spliced from 2 exons. Gene Ontology annotation, cellular component: nucleus.